CAACUUUGCACACCGCACCUAAGCUUUUGAGCAGUACGAUAAAUCCCCAUGCAUCCGUGUGCACUAUUUUGCACACCGAACCGAACCUCUGUAGCACUACGAUAAAUAGCCACCCUGGAAAUCCUUUGUCUUGUCCUCAUAUUUUUCCUAUUUUCGAUAUGUUGGUUAGCGCCGGAAGAAACAAUAUUCCCCCGAAAUCAGGCGCAUAUAUGUCUUAUGUAGAAGUGGCCUGCGGAAUUUUAAGUAUUGCAAGUUAACUGCACCGUCACCCCCGCGCUUGGUAUCGCCCGAUCGCUAACAGGACACAAUCCCGGGGAUCCCUGGAUAAGUGGAAAUGGCGGGUAACGUUACCCAGUUCCCAGGGUUGGAUCGCUUCUGUGGAUCAACGUUUUGGGACCAUAACCUGUUGGAGUCGGUGGAUCCGGAUCUGACACCAUGUUUCCAGAAGACAGUGCUGGUGUGGAUCCCCUGCUUUUUCUUGUGUGCGGUUGCCCCCCUGCACUAUAUGUACCUGCGCAAACAUGACAGAGGAUACCAACAGAUUUCCAACAUGAACAAAGCCAAAACUGCCCUGGCCGUCCUGCUAGUGCUGGUAACCUUACUUGACCUGUGCUGGUCCAUUUGGGAGUACACCGUUGGUAUCAAUGUGCCCCUCGUCAACUUUGUGUCUCCUGUACUUCUGGCCUUGUCUAUGGGCCUGGCUGGGUUCUUUAUCCAGUAUGAGAGACUGAAGGGCAGACAGUCGUCAGGUGUCCUUUUCUUGUUUUGGCUGCUGGCCACUCUGUGUGGCAUCGUGACAUUCCGCUCUAACAUCAGGGUAGCAUUGCUGGAGGGAGGUGUGAGUGACACGUUCAGGUUCGUGACGUUCUACGUGUACUACUCCCUGGUACUGACUCAGCUCAUCCUGUCAGCCUUUACUGAACGAGCGCUGCUCUUCUCCCCGGCCAACCCUGAACCCUCCCCAGAGGAGUCAUGUUCCUUCCUGUCCAAAAUAACCUUCUGGUGGUUUAAUCCGUUGGUGAUACUGGGGUACAAACGUGCUCUAGAGAGAGCUGAUCUGUACUCACUUAACUAUGUGGACAGGUCGGAUCAUGUUGUUCCUGUCUUCGAAAAAGAAUGGCAAAAGGAAAGACAAAAAAGCCACAAGUUUGAGAGUCAAGAUGCCAAUGUGAUCUACAACAAAGCUCAAGGAGUCGGGAAGGACAAAUCCGACCAGAUAAAUGGCAAAAGAGAAGUGGAGAUAGUAGAGGGAUCAGAGAACUCGAAGAAGUGUAACCCGUCCCUUUUCAAAGCCCUGGUCAGAUGUUUCUGGCCCCUGUUUGCACUCAGCGCUGUAUACAGGCUGAUACAGGACAUUCUCGUAUUUGUCAGUCCACAACUCUUGAAAUUGUUGAUUUCCUUCACAGAGGACAAAGGGAUAUUUCCGUGGAAAGGCUACUUGUAUGCUGUUCUACUAUUGGUUGUGGCGAUUAUCCAAUCAUUGGUGUUGGGACAGUAUUUCCAUAAAUGCUUCACCAUGGGCAUGCGACUCAGAACUGUCAUCAUAUCUGCUGUCUACAAGAAGUCUCUGGCGGUUACCAACGACGCUCGCAAAUCCUCAUCCGUUGGCCAAAUCGUCAACCUGAUGUCAGUGGAUGCCCAGCGUCUCGCGGACGUGAGCACACAGCUCCACAUGAUCUGGUCGGCGCCGUUCCAGAUCGCCGUGUCGCUGUACUUCCUGUGGCAGACCCUCGGACCGUCAAUCAUGGCCGGACUGGGCGUGAUGAUCUUACUCAUCCCGAUCAACGCUGUCAUAGCAAACAAAACCAGACAACUCCAGGUCAAACAAAUGAAGAAAAAAGACGCUCGAAUCAAGCUGAUGAACGAGGUGCUAAACGGCAUCAAGGUGCUGAAGCUGUACGCCUGGGAGCUGUCCUUCAAGGAGAAAAUCGAGAAGAUCAGAUCAAAGGAGCUGCAGAUCCUCCGGAACGCCGCGUUCCUGAAUGCUGGAGCAGCCUUCACGUGGGCCUGUGCACCUGUCUUGGUGUCCCUGACAACAUUUGCGGUUUAUGUGAUGGUAGAUGAGAGGAACAUUCUGGAUGCAGAGAAGGCCUUUGUUGCUCUCUCGCUCUUCAACAUCCUUCGCUUUCCUAUCAACAUGAUACCAUCCCUCAUCUCAAGCUUUGUGCAGGCCAGAGUCUCCCUACAACGAUUGGAGAAUUUCCUGAGCCAUGAUGAGCUGGAUCCCAACAAUGUAGACAGACAUGUGCUGACAGGUCCUCCUAUCACCAUUAAUGACGGCACAUUCAGUUGGGGUAAGGCAGAGGGCCCCAUCCUCAAAGAUAUUAGCUUCGCUGUUCCCGAUGGCUCUCUGGUGGCAGUGGUUGGUCAGGUUGGAGCAGGAAAGUCGUCGCUCCUGUCUGCCCUGUUGGGGGAGAUGGAAAAACAACAUGGAUAUGUCGCUGUCAGGGGAAGCACAGCGUAUGUUCCUCAGCAGGCGUGGAUCCAGAAUGCUACCCUGAGGGACAACAUCCUAUUUGACAAACGUCUGAACAUCUCCCAGUACAAGGAAGUCUUGGAGGCCUGUGCCUUGGGUCCAGACUUGGAGAUGCUGCCAGGUGGUGAUAUGACAGAGAUUGGAGAGAAGGGUAUCAACCUAAGUGGCGGACAGAAGCAGCGUGUCAGCCUGGCCCGUGCCGUGUACAGUGACUCCAACAUCUACUACUUGGACGACCCCCUGAGCGCUGUGGACGCACACGUUGGGAAACACAUUUUUGACCACGUCAUCGGACCUAAUGGUAUACUGAAGGGAAAGACCAGACUACUGGUGACCCACGGUAUCAGCUUCCUGCCCCAGUGUGACCAGAUCAUGGUCCUGGUGGACGGCAGGAUCUGGCUGCUGGGGACCUACACCGAGCUGAUGGAACAGAACGAGGCCUUCGCUGAGUUCAUCCGCAACUACGGCAACUUCGAGGACGAGGAGGGAAACGUGGAGGGGGAUCCUUCAGUAAUGUCCCUUCGAGAAGAAGACAUCGGUGUACUGGUGGAUGAUGACCCAUCUCUACCAGCACAGAAUGCAGAGGAGGAUACUUCAAUCACCCAGGCCAGAAGUAUUCUAUCCAGCAGCGAGCGAACAACGAGCGUGAGAAGUGACAUCUCAUUGUCAAACAAAGGCAGCCAGCGUAGCUUACAUCGCAGUCACGAGGGAUCGUCAGACGGCCACACAGGAAAGCUUGACGGCAUCGCAAAACCCAUCCCGCUGAAACGUGUCCUUUCCAACGAGCAGAAGAGUCAGCUGCCUCAGACGAAAGCGAACAAGGAAGGAAACAAGCUUAUACAGAAGGAGGUUGCAGAAACGGGCAGGGUGAAAGCCUCAGUGUUUGUCGAGUACCUAAAGUCUAUCGGCAUCACCCUGUCUGUCAUCAUCUGCCUGCUGUACUGCGCUCUUAACGCCGCUUCCAUCUACUCUAACAUAUGGCUGAGUGAGUGGAGCAACGAUCAACCCAUCAACGGUACCCAGGACAUUGCCAAGAGGGAUCUCCGACUAGGGGUGUACGGUGCUCUUGGAGUUGCGCAAGGUGUUUGUGUAGUGCUGGCCACUUUCUUGGCUGCUUAUGGCGGUGUCCGCUCCUCUCUACACCUCCACCACAAGAGUCUUCUGAAUAUACUGCGCUCACCUAUGCAGUUUUUCGACGUGACCCCUAUGGGACGAAUCAUGAACCGAUUCUCGCAGGACAUGAACACCGUGGACAAUGUCAUCCCUAUGGUCAUUCGAAUGUGGCUGACCUGUGUCUUUUUGGUCCUCAGCGCCCUCUUUGUGAUCAGCUUUUCCACCCCACUGUUCCUGGCAAUUAUUCUACCAAUUGCCCUGCCGUAUUAUUUCCUACUGCGUUUCUAUCUCGAAACGUCUCGUCAGCUGAAACGAAUGGAGUCCAUCAGUCGCUCGCCCAUCUACUCUCACUUCAGUGAGACCGUGCAGGGCACAAGCACCAUCCGUGCAUACGACCGCGGGCAGCAGUUCGUCUUCCAGAACCAAGUGAAGGUCGACCAGAACCAGAUGGCAUACUAUCCCAAGAUUGUCUCCAACAGGUGGCUGGCAGUGAGGCUUGAGUUUCUUGGGAGUUGCGUCGUUUUAUUUGCCGCCUUGUUUGCCGUCAUUGGACGAGAGACCCUGAGCCCUGGUAUUGUGGGCCUGUCAAUCACCUACGCCCUUCAGAUCACCCAGACUCUGAAUUAUUUGGUGCGUAUGACCAGUGAUCUGGAGACCAACAUUGUAGCUGUGGAGAGAAUCAAAGAAUAUGCUGAAACUCCAACUGAGGCCGAUUGGGUGGUGGAUGACAACAGACCACCAGAUAACUGGCCCAGCGAGGGCAAGGUCAACUUCAACUCUUACCAGACUCGCUAUCGGGAGGGGUUGGACCUGGUCAUCAAGGGCAUCGAUGUCACCAUCAAAGGGGGAGAGAAAAUUGGAAUCGUGGGUAGGACCGGUGCAGGGAAGUCGUCCCUGACACUCGGCAUCUUCCGCAUCAUCGAGGCCGCCGGUGGAGACAUCAAGAUUGACGGGGUCAACAUCUCCAAGAUCGGACUGCACGAUCUGCGCGGCCGGAUCACCAUCAUUCCUCAGGACCCAGUGCUGUUUUCAGGCACCCUGAGGAUGAACCUUGACCCCUUUGACAGCUGUUCUGACCAGGACAUCUGGGUGGCUCUGGAGCUGUCUCAUCUGAAGGACUUUGUGAUGGGGCUGGGGGCACAGCUAGAGCACGAGGUGUCUGAGGGAGGAGAGAACCUCAGUGUUGGUCAGAGACAGCUGGUGUGCCUGGCUCGUGCCUUGCUGAGGAAGUCCAAGAUCCUGGUUCUGGACGAGGCCACAGCUGCCGUGGAUCUGGAGACAGACGACCUGAUCCAGUCCACCAUCCGGACACAGUUCGCUGACUGCACUGUGCUGACCAUCGCACACAGGCUUAACACUAUCAUGGACAGCACAAGGGUGCUUGUUCUUGAUGCUGGGAGAAUUGCAGAGUUUGACUCCCCACAAGAUCUCAUCGCUUCGAGAGGUAUCUUCUACGGAAUGGCCAAAGAUGCAGGGUUGGCUUCAUAACGAGUGGUCUUGUAUUAGACCCAUAUUGUACCUCUUCACCGAAUAUUACUGUCUUACGUGAUUUGAUUGUAGAGAUGAAUAUAUGAGUUACAAUGCAUCCAUAUGCAUUCCUGGCUAUGUGUCAUACUAGGUACUUUUUACAUAGUACUCCGUGUAGACUUCUGUCAGACUUGGGUCCAUGUGCGCCCAGUGCUUUUGUAUUAGAUCCUAGUGUCCCAGUACAUGCACACAAUUCCACCACAAGUUGAUAACAUUUAGGUGCAAGUUUCAAAUGACAUGUAGUCUGUGAGCAGAUGUGAGAAAAAGAAAAUACAUUCAUUGUAUAAGACUUGGGUGUGUGUUGCCUUUGAGAAAAUAUAAAAUUAACAUUCAAUGUGAUCUUUUAAAUAUACAUCGUACUUACCUUAAUGACUAGCCAAAAAGUGAAUAGCAGUGCUGCUAUGAUUGAUCUUAGUUCGAUCAAGUGGGUAAAAAAACUUGCAGCAAAGUUAUGUGAGAACUGUGUUUUCUUUUACCUGGUAUUCAGAGUUUUGAUUUGUGGUGGUGGAAACGUGCCAAAGUGUGUUACGGCACAGAAUAUUUUUAAAAUUCUUUAACAUUAGAGUAUUUACAUGCAUUUAUUCAAUGAGGUUAGUAUCUUGAUAAUUAGGAAAAAGGCACAAUAAUAUCUUGUUUCACAUUUUGACUAUCAUGUACUAUUAUAUAAUUACUUCACUGCAGAGAAAUUUUCUUCACUACUUUGAUUCCUAUGGAUAGUGAUACUGGA
Messenger RNA from Branchiostoma floridae (Florida lancelet), 5843 nucleotides. Its product is annotated as multidrug resistance-associated protein 1-like. The record is from RefSeq and is a predicted model, not a curated record. The transcript is spliced from 31 exons. Bases 335 to 5077 code for a protein of 1580 amino acids. Gene Ontology annotation, cellular component: membrane. Gene Ontology annotation, molecular function: ABC-type transporter activity; ATP binding; ATP hydrolysis activity. NCBI's taxonomy places the organism in Eukaryota, Metazoa, Chordata, Leptocardii, Amphioxiformes, Branchiostomatidae. Gene Ontology annotation, biological process: transmembrane transport.